AUGGCGCCCAUACAAACCCCCUCCACGACCAACAAUGGCCAAUCUCUCUUCCACAUCGAGUGCAUCGCACAAUAUGUCGCGCUCCCACCUCUGGCCCUCAGCUUACUACUCCCAGCCCUCUGCGCCUUGAUAUUCUCCCCUCUCCUCCUCUCCUACUACCCGCCAGCGCGAGGCAUCGUCCUCUCAUACUUGAACGUGCAACUCAGCGAAGAACCACUGAAGCCGCGAUCCUCGAAAUCCUCUAAGCAUUCCGCCUCCACAAGCACCUCAUCCACAGCGCCACUGCUCAUGCGCAUGGUGGACGAAUGCAGCAGCCCGUUCACCUGGGCGACCGCCGGCCUGCUGAUCUGGCGCCCGGCUAAGAAUGCCUGGAUCGAAGGCCGCAUCACGCACCAGGCGUCUACGCACAUCACGAUCUCGUACCUCAACGCGUUUCCCGUUUCCGUGCUGCGCGAGCACAUGCCGCGCGGGUGGUCGUACCAGUCCGCGCAGACG
Messenger RNA from Aaosphaeria arxii CBS 175.79, 495 nucleotides. RefSeq lists its product as uncharacterized. The record is from RefSeq and is a predicted model, not a curated record. The annotation marks the transcript as partial. The transcript has a single exon. NCBI's taxonomy places the organism in Eukaryota, Fungi, Ascomycota, Dothideomycetes, Pleosporales.